This is a messenger RNA of Solea senegalensis (Senegalese sole), 561 nucleotides long. RefSeq names its product calmodulin-like protein 4. The transcript has 6 exons. Gene Ontology annotation, cellular component: myosin II complex. NCBI's taxonomy places the organism in Eukaryota, Metazoa, Chordata, Actinopteri, Pleuronectiformes, Soleidae. Bases 1 to 561 code for a protein of 186 amino acids. Gene Ontology annotation, molecular function: calcium ion binding. The record is from RefSeq and is a predicted model, not a curated record.
AUGUAUCGCACGUCUGGAGAGAACUGGAACUCGGUUCCUGAGCGGAGGACGAGCCUGCAGAUCUCACACCUGCCAACAACUCACUCACUCGCAGCCACAAUGGCCAAGUUCCUGACCCAGGAUCAGAUUAAUGAGUUUAAAGAGUGUUUCUCUCUCUACGACCGACAACGUAAAGGGAAGAUCGGAGCCCAGGAGCUGAUCACUGUGAUGCGCUGCCUCGGCUCAAGCCCCACCCCCUCUGAGGUCCAGCGCCACCUGCUGAGCCACAGCAUAGAUCGCAGCGGAGAGCUGGACUUUUCCACUUUCCUGACUAUCAUGCACCGGCAGCUCCAGCAGGAGGCGCCAGAGGAGGAGAUCCUGGAGGCUCUGAGGAUGGCCGACAAGGAGCAGAAAGGCUUCGUCCGAGCGUCCGAGCUGCGAGCGACGCUCACCGGCCACGGAGAGAAGCUGACCCACAAGGAAGUGGACGAGCUGCUGAAGGAGGCGGGCGUCGGGGCGGACGGCCGCGUCCACUGUGAGCAGUUUGCUAAAGCAGUGACGCACUCGUCUGUGAAGCGCUGA